Microcebus murinus (gray mouse lemur) is the source of this 3273-nucleotide messenger RNA. The record is from RefSeq and is a predicted model, not a curated record. NCBI's taxonomy places the organism in Eukaryota, Metazoa, Chordata, Mammalia, Primates, Cheirogaleidae.
CACGGGUGCGGCGAACUGCGCAUGCGGGAAGAUGGCGGGCCUGGCGUCCUGAGAGCCGCGGGUUGCCCUGCUCCCCGCCCGUCCGCGUUGGGAGCGCUCGGGCUCGUGGGGCCGCGGCGCGCGUGCCGGCGGGCGGGACGGCCUAGCGGGGCGGCGCCACCGAGCAGGCCGCGGGCCCGCUUCUUGCUGGGCCGCCGGAAACCGGCGUGUUGGGGGCGGCGCUCGCGCCGGGCGGGAGAAGGCGGGAGAGCUCGCGGGGCGCGAGGGGCGCGGGCCGCCCGGCCGGGCAGCAUGAGUCAGCAGCGGCCGCCGAGGAAGUUGCCCAGCCUGCUCGUGGACCCGGCGGAGGAGACGGUGCGCCGCCGGUGCCGGGACCCCAUCAACGUGGAGAGCUUGCUGCCAUCAAAAAUAAGGAUUAAUUUGGAAGAUAAUGUUCAAUAUGUGUCCAUGAGAAAAGCGCUAAAAGUGAAGAGACCUCGUUUUGAUGUGUCACUGGUUUAUUUAACUAGAAAAUUUAUGGAUCUUGUCAGAUCUGCUCCUGGGGGUAUUCUUGACUUAAACAAGGUUGCAACAAAACUGGGAGUACGGAAACGAAGAGUAUAUGAUAUCACCAAUGUCUUAGAUGGAAUCGACCUUGUUGAAAAAAAAUCUAAGAACCAUAUUCGGUGGAUAGGAUCUGAUCUUAGCAAUUUUGGAGCAGUACCUCAACAAAAGAAGCUACAGGAGGAACUUUCUGAUUUAUCAGCAAUGGAAGAUGCGUUGGACGAGCUAAUUAAGGAUUGUGCUCAGCAGCUGUUUGAGUUAACAGAUGACAAAGAAAAUGAAAGACUAGCAUAUGUAACAUAUCAAGAUAUUCACAGCAUCCAAGCCUUCCAUGAACAGAUUGUUAUUGCAGUUAAGGCUCCAGAAGAAACCAGACUGGAUGUUCCUGCUCCCAGAGAGGAUUCUAUCACAGUGCACAUAAGGAGCACCAAAGGACCUAUUGACGUCUACCUGUGUGAAGUGGAGCAGGGUCACAAAAGGUCUGAAGGUGUCACCUCUUCGUCUGAGAGCAGACAUCCAGAACGCCCUGAGGAAGAAGAAAAUCCUCAGCAAAAUGAAGAAUUGCUUGAAGUGAGCAACUGAUAGAUAGCAUUUAAGAAUUCAUGUAUUGAGUUUUUUGAGGAACAUCCUACGGAGGUGGAUGGAUGAUGCAUCGGUCUGAUUCUCAGAGCAAUAACUCAUCCCUGCCAUGCUCUCCUUGUUAGCAGCAGCAUUAAUGCCGGUAGUAUCUUUGAGUAGUUCACUACUUAGAUAAUUAUGGUUUCCACAUUUGAAAACAACUUUUUAUAAUUAUUCACUGCUUUUUGUCAGCGAGAUAGACAUCUUGACACCUGAAAUAACUCCAUCACAGAGUGUCAUGAAAGCAGAUGGUCAGGCCUGAGAUGGAUGUUCAUUGUGGAUGUGCCACCCUUUCCUUCAAGGGUCGUAUCGUAUAUCACAAAAGAAAUUGCCUUACACUGGUUGUGUUUGCAGUUAGCUGUUGUACAUUGGAAAGAUGUACACACGAACCUAAAUGUGAUGUCUUUGUAUAUAUAUCUGUAUAAUGUUUAGAGUACUUAUGAAAUAUGUCUAAGUGACGCUUUUCAUCCUUGUACAGCAAAAUAAUGUAUAUAUGGAAAGUAACAGACAAAUUCUCUAAUUUCCUUGGUAUCUAUAACUUAUUAGAAUCCUCUGGAUGAGGGUUAGAGGAGAGUUUUUCCAAACUUCUACAUGUAGAAGUAUCAUAAAUGUGCUAUACAUUUACAUUCAUGGAGUUAAAGUAUUUUAAUAUGAUUCCCAAUGCCGAAACUGGUAUUGGAUGCAUCUUGAUUUCAAGCUGUCUAUGGAGUUGUAUGUCCCAGCAAAUUGGUGGCAUGCCCCAAGGCUCCGGGGGCAAGUAUAGAAAUGCCAUCAGAUAAUAGUGUAAUUCAUCGUGAGACCUGAAUUCAAUCAUGGUGAAAAUUGGGAACUAUUUUAAGGUUUUUGCAGGCAGAUUUUUGUAAUAUGUUUCUGUAUGCAGCCUUGCUCUUCAGUCAGAGGGGUUUUACUUACCACAAGUUGUGCCCUGCCCUCUCUCCAGCUCUAGUCCCACAUUUCCACAUACCUAGCUCUUUCUACCUCAUUGGGUAAGUCAUUUACCACUCUGUGCCUCAGUUUACUCUGUAGUUUACCAUUAGACUGUGAGCUCCUUAAGGGACCUUGUCAUAAUCAUUGUUAUAUCCCAGCGCCUUGCACCGUGCCUGGCCCAGAUAAAGUGCUUAAUAAAUGUUUAAAGAAAUCAGUGAGUGGGUGAGUGAAUUGUAAAAUUAGACUAAUAAUACCUGCCUUGUCUAUCAUACGAGAUUCUUGUACCACUUGAAUUCAUAUUUUAAACCUCUUUGCUUUUAAAGAAAGAUUUGAAGCAACUUAAAAUUCAGAUCAUGUAUAGAAGGAUUUAAACUAGGAAUCCAAAAUCAAAGUAUUAAAAAACACUGCUGAGUGUUUAGCAUUCACAUACCUCUGAGUGCCAGUGGCCGUCUCCAGUCCCGUCCUUCUGUGGAGCGCCCGCUCCCGCCGCAGUCCCUGCUGGCUUGUGUCUGUAUGUCUGGGGACUGCUGACAGUGCGCUCUCUGGAUGGUUAGCCUCAAGGCUUUCCCUUACUCCCUCUGUUUGAUACAAAAAGUUGUUUGAAAUUAGCCAAAGAAAAGCCACAGGGAGCACUGUUUAUCAUCAUUGGACUGGUUAGUGAUAAUGGUAUGACAAAAUAGGGAAGAGGAGAAAGGAGAAACAGCAAGUGUAGGAUAAAAAUAAAUUUUGGACGUGCUGUAUAAAAGAAAUUUAGAUAGGUAACUAUGUAUAUGUAGGUCAGGUGUUCAAAAGAAAGAUCUGAACUCUGUGUAGUUGAUUUGGCAGUUGUUCAGUUUAUAUAUGAUGCUUUAAACCCUGAGAAUAGGUGAGGUCAUCUAAUGAGAGUUUAGCAGGAGAAGAGAGGCCCAAGAGCAUCUGUAUUUAAGGGGACAUACAGAAGAAAAAGCUUUUCCUGAAAAGGAAUAAGAGGGGGAAAAAAAAAAAAAACUAAAGGUAGUGUCCCAAAAACCAACAAAAAGGCUUUGCCAAAGGUGAUAGCAUAAUUUCUGAGCAGCAGUUCCUUGCGAAAUGUGACAAAUGUUCUACUUUACAAAUUGUUCUGAAGAUAAAAUGACAUCAUGUAAGCUAAAUCCUUUGUAAAUUGUAGAUGUGUUAUAUAAAUGAAGUGUCUCUCCAGUCACUCCA